Messenger RNA from Melanotaenia boesemani (Boeseman's rainbowfish), 4676 nucleotides. RefSeq lists its product as uncharacterized. NCBI's taxonomy places the organism in Eukaryota, Metazoa, Chordata, Actinopteri, Atheriniformes, Melanotaeniidae. The record is from RefSeq and is a predicted model, not a curated record. The transcript is spliced from 3 exons. The coding region runs from base 39 to 662 and encodes 207 amino acids.
UUUUUUUCUCAAAGCGAUUUUGUAGUCCACAUUUAGUUAUGCCGAAGUUACCAGUAGACAAGUCCAAAUGUACGGUCGUUGGGUGUAUCAACGCACACAAUUCCUUACAUCGCCCACCGGCAUCGGAGCCUCUUCGAAGUGCCUGGCUGAAUUUCAUUUUUCACGGAAAUGUACCGACAUCAGUGGGGAAAGUCCUUUUUGUUUGCUCGAAGCACUUCAAGGAUGAGUGCUUCAGCAACCUCCGCCAGUAUCAAGAUGGAUUUGCAGAAAGACUUCGUCUGAAUGAGGGAUCAGUACCUUCUCUCCAUGGAAACGACGAACACAUCAAAGUGGAAUGUCGAGUAAAUGCCAACUGUCAAGGGUCACCUCUGGUAAGACACGUAGCCUCCCAGACAGAUCCCCCAGACUUUGAUUUCCCAAAGACAAGAUCAGUCAGCACACAGCUGUCCAUGAAAACGCUGCAAAAUCACAUCCGGAGUACAGCUACGCAGGUUAAAGUGACCAGCAGAGAUUGCAGCGUUUGCACAGUCACCCUGCCCUUGAACAGUCCCAUGCUCUUCCUACAGCCGACGCUGGUAAAGAAGCCCACCAAGAGACCCCGACUCAGCCUUACAGACGGAGAAGAGGGACCUUCAGGAUACAACACAACUACUUUGGUUUAGCUAUUUUCUUUAUUUUACCUUGAACUUAAUGUCUUCUUGGAGAAGAAUUGGCGAAUUAAGAGGCCAGAAGUGAUAAUGGCUUUCGUCCAUAUUGUCGUUGGAAAGAGCCCUGUCCAAAAGAAAGAAAAGUGCAGGAAAGGAAAAGUGCACAUGAAGUUGGACUACAUAGUAUAUAACCAUGUUACGUGUGUUGUUUGUUGUAAAGUACUAGUACACCAAACUUACAUUGUAAUGGGAUUAAUGAGCUGUACUGGCCCUUAUCAAAAUUUCACAUUUUCUCUUUACAACAUCUAAUGCUCAAAAAGCAACUACAUUUAUAGUGUCCAUGGUAAUUAAAGUCGUGGCAGCUCUAUUGUAUUAAUUGAAUCAUAAUAGACUGUGAUUAAUGACUUUCUAUAAGGCCCUGUGUUUGUUUCAGCAUGGCUGAAAGUCUACUAGAAGAUAUCCCAUGGUGUCUUCCAUGUAGGGCUGGGCGAUAUGGCCUGUAACUGAUAUCCCGAUAUAUUUUUGUUUAUAUCCCGAUGCACGAUAUAUAUCUCAAAGUUUUGAAAUCUCCUCUAAAAUUUUGUGUAAAUGUUGAUUUUAACAUUGUCAUACAUAAAAAAGACUCAAGUCAAAUAAUUUAAGAAAACUGUUAAAGGGAGGAAGGGGGAGGAGAAAUCACAAUAAAGUUAAAUUUAACAAACUUUAUUUUUAAACCAGGGAUCUACACUCAUAUUCUUUAACAACACAGCGGGUCUCCUUGCUGUGACCUGGUCCUUAAACAUCUAACAACAGCAGCUUAGGCUAUCAACAACAACAAAAAAUAAUUUAACAAGCAUCCCAUUGAAAGGCAUUUCAAAACUUUACAAAUUAAAGUGCAUUUUUCUGUGCAAGACUGCAUUUGUUGUAAAAGACAAUUAAACAAAAUAAAUAAAUAUAUUUAAAAUUAAAUUGGCACAGAAGCAGAAGUCCAUAAGUUAAAAAACAAAAAGUAAAAUGCAUCAGCAAGAAUUCUUAACUAGCACAUUUUAAUAAACAAGGUGCACUUUUUCUGCUUGUUCAAGUUUGUAAUAACCCCCCCCCCCCCCCAAAAAAAAAACAGAAUACAAAAUAAUAGAUAAAUGGAAGUCCAAUAUGUGAAUGCAAAAACAAAAAUCAAACUUUAAAUCACUGAAGUGGGUGGCAUGGUUUUGUCUAUCGCUUGUUUGCAAUAACCACUCAGCACAAAAAUGUGUCUAGAGGUUUUGUGCUAAAAACACAAGCCUGUCAACAGCUUCUGGCUUGAGUGAUGCCCUGUGACAUAUGACCACAUUCCCGCUGGUACUAAAUACCCUUUCUGAUGGGGAACUAGUGGCAGGCACACACAGAUAUUUUUUUGCCAAACUUUUCAGGUUUGGAAACAUUUCCUCAUGGUCCUUCCACCACAGCAGGGGAUCAGAUUCAGUGUCAGCACUUGGACUCUGCAAGUAGAUGGACAAUUCUGCUUUCAUUGUCUCUUUGAGUGACAAUAUAGCUGUGGAAGAGGGGUUUGCUGCCUUUUUAAAGAAACUUCCAAGAGUUUUCUUUUUUGGUGGCUCUGGUUCAGACACUGCUGGUGUUUCAUGAGACUGUGAAGCAGCUGACCGUGCUGUGCCCUGGUCAGACAGCAUCGCCUGCGCCUCCAUCUCCAAUAUGGCUCUUGACUUGACCUCCUCCACCUUCUCUGCAUUGAUGUACAUGGUUUUAAACCGUGGAUCCAAAAACGAAGCCAUGUCUAGCAGGGCAUCAGUGGCAGGGUCAGCAAACUUUUCUCUUAAAUAAUCCAGGAUGGAGACUUUGAUGGACUGGGUCAGUGGCGUGUCAUCCUCCUGAACUGCCAAGGUGCUGGUGUUGAAAAGAUGAAGCACAGGCUUCACUGUGGACACUGUAACAUAGUCCUCACCAGACAGAGCAUCAGUGAAUUCCACAAGGGGUUUUAGAGCCUUUUGCACUGACUCUAAAACUUCCAGGUCUUGCCAGGUCAGAACAAGAUGACGUGUUUUCUUGUCUGAAGACAAAACCAGAGAAAUGGCUCGUUCCUGCUCCAGCACUCGCUCAAUCAUUUUCUGACGGGAUCCCCACCUGGUAGGAGACUCACUGAUCAGCUGGUGUACAGGAAUGUUGAGCUCUCUUUGUGCAGUGGCCAGGUCUCUCCUCCUCUUCCAACUGAACGAGAAGCUGCUCACAAUCUUCUUACAAACAGCAACUGCUCGAUCAAUGCGGGGAUCUUUCAUGCUUCUCUCUGCAAGGGGUGGGGAAACGAUUUAAAAGAUUAAAUAGAAAUAAUUAUUCAUUCAGCCUAAUAGUGAGAACUGUUUAAGUAAUUUAUCCUCCACAGAUCUGACCUUUGACAUGUUUAAAAAAAACUCAUAUGCUUUACAAAAUAUAUAUUGUCAAUAACACCACAAUAUGAAUGACAAACUGUUUUCAACGUAAGAAUGGCUAGUUUUUAACUGGAUGUGAAUAGAUAAUGAAAUGCUCAUAUUUUUAAUUGCAUGAAAAAUAUGAUUGAAAGUACUCAAGCUGUUUAAAUGCAUAAAAAAUACUGAAACGGUUUCAAAGUUUUUAAUUUUAAUUGUGCUGAAAUAUAAAAUAGUAUCUUAGCUAUAUUAACCACUGUUAUAAAAAAUAUAAAUGAUAUCUCAAUUAGAAGGAGGGAAACCUAUACAAAUACUCACCAAUAGCAAGGUGCAAUCGAUGGCCAAAACACUGUAGCCUUCUCCACCCAUUCAGACUCAUUGCUUUGAUUAUGUUAGCCCCAUUGUCUGUUGUGACACAGACUUGAUGAGUUUCUGACAAAUUCCAUGAAAUGAGAGCAUCUUGCAGUCCUUGUGCAAUUAACUCUGCUGUAUGAUCAUCAGGGAAAAAACUUGUCUGAAGGCACGCACUUUUAAGCUCCCAACUGUCGAUGUAAUGUAUAGUUAAGCUGAGGUAAGGCUCACAUGUUCUGCUGGUCCACAGAUCCGUAGUUGUAGAGAAGUGGGUCACGUUUUUGAGUUUUUCUGCUGUCUUUUCUCGCACUGAAAUGUACAAUUCUGGUAGCGCUUUUUCUGCAAAGAAUUUGCGACCAGGCAAAUCAUACUUUGGGUCAAGUGUUUUGAUGAGGCCUCGGAAUCCAGGCUUUUCCACAACGCUAACUGGGGCCAUGUCUUUAGCAAUGUACCUUGUUACUGCAGCCGUUAUCUCUCUCCAUUUUGAACUUUUUCUGUCGUAUGGGAUUGAUUUAGCAAACGAAGAAACCAAAGUCAUUUGUUUUGCUGCCAGUUCGUCUGAUGAUUUCUUCCGUGUCGGUGGAGAUGUGACCACGCGGAGCUUGAGACAUUCUUCAUGUUGCUGAGGAUGACAUUUCAGGUGGUGAAACAAGUUGGUGGUACUGCCGCCUUUUGUAGCAACGGUUUUACAACAUAUUUUGCAAAUAACUGCAUUUUGUUCAACGUCUUCCUUUCGAAACCCGAACCACCGCCAGAUGAUGGAUCCAGAGCUGUUUUUCUUAAUAACUAAAUCGUCCGUACCACGUUCAGCUUCCAUCCCCUAACAUUUAUAAGUUCGCACGUUGCAGGUAUUACUUCCGUUGUCUCCAAGUUUCUUUUCCCGUUUCACGUAAUGUAACAACACGCAUGCGCUGUACGGGCGGGGUGAGUGCCAUCUGCUGUUGUGAGCGGGGCAGUCUGCUUGACUAUUUAUACUCGAUGUACGCGAUAUGCUUAUUUUAUAUAUCUCGGGUCAAACAACUCGGGAUAUAUCGAGUAUAUCCGAUAUAUCGCCCACCCCUACUUCCAUGUACUGUAUAGUUUGAUUUCUAUUAAAACAAGACAAAGGUUGGGAAGACUUAAAUGUCAGACAGAAAAAUGCUUUAAGAAUUCAUUUAAACUUAAGAAAGCAAUGAUGUAUAACAGUUUUUCCUCAUGUAAACCAAACUGCUUAUAAUAGUGCUCAUGUAUUACAGCAGAGGUUUUCAAAGAUUAAGAGGUGCUGUAUGUCUUAACUCAGCAUUAAAAAAUGACAUCAAACUUA